CGGACUUGUGAGUGGAAAAUUCGAAAACCCGAUUGAAAUUUUAUUGAUAGUCCUGCGAUCUUGGACCCAGUGGAGGGGGAAAUGGGUUAUAUACAAGCGCGGAAAUGGGUCGACUUGGAGGAGUUCGAAAAUCAAUUAUUUUUUUCUUCACUGAUAACAGUCGGAAUAUUGUUGAUGCGGGGCUUAUCCGAUUAGAUCUAAACUACAUGGGGAAAUAAGCUGUGAAUGCCUCCGCCGACUGACAUACCACUCACUCUCGGGUAGACCGUUGGCAUGUUCUCAACUUAGUCCAUGAUGAUCUAGCUGGGGGGUGCCGGGCUUGAUUCUCUCUUGACACUACUAUAUCAACUACUGUCAUUGGCCGACAAUGCUCGACUUCAUGGAAUAUAUCCAACUCGCGUUCGCCGAGGGGACUAACUGGAACCGCGACAAUUCAUACUCGUCGCUGACGGCCACAGCCCAGUCCCUCCUGGAUUUCUCAACCCCCGAGCGUCUGCGUGUGCAUCUCUCCUCGCUAUCCACCCCCAAUUUCGCAACCAGCUACACCCUCGGCACAGUAGGCCUAAUCGACGGCUCAGUCUCUUACCUCUACAGCACCGUCCCAUUCACCAAUACACCAAGCCGAAGUGCCUUGAUCCCCCUUCGCAAACUAUCCCCAGGCUACCGCCAAGUAACGCCCCCAGUUGCCCCAAUCGAAGACUGGAACUGGACCUCAAUCCUCGACAACCCCCAAAAUGUCCAGCCGUCGUUCGCCAGCAAGCCCACUCUCCUGCACGCAACACUACACCUCCCGCCGCCAACAACCCUAAACGCCCUUUUCCUGCGUCGCAUCUCCCCAACUAUGCAACUAACACUAGCGGUCUGCUCGACGAGAGGCCCCCCGCUCUCCAAGUCCGCGCCACAGGCAUCCCUCCUCACGCAAUUGUCACACGACACAGGCAAAUACAGCAACGAGUACCUCUUCAGCACAGAUAAUGCGCUAUUCGGCUGGCGAGGGCUAUGGAACUUCGGACCCGACCCCAGGUUCGCGACGGAGACCACCGCGUCGCGCCUCUCGCUUCUAUCAGCUGGUGCGGAGGCAUAUUACUCGCCUGUGUCGUCGCUCAUUGGCAUGUCCACUGGUCUGAGAUUUAGCACCCUCCCCGCUGCGACGGAUGUACCUGCGUCAGCGGCUACGGGGUCGGCGACGGCGAACCAGAAUACUCCCAUCUCUACGUUCCCGUAUACGCUUACCUUAACCCUGACACCGCUAACUGGUUCCCUGUCGACGACGUAUUCGCUCCGUGCGUCGCCUAAUCUGGCGUUUAGCUCGCGUUUCGGGUUCAAUGUUUACAGCUGGGAGAGUGAGAUGGUGGCUGGUUGUGAACUGUGGCGGAAAUCGAGGAAGCGUGAUGAAGAUGAUGGGUUGGAAUGGGCGAGACGGAAAAUGCGCGCUUCGGAGCCUCUGUCUUUGCCUUCUUUGCCUGCUGAGCCUAAGAAGAGGCAGGAAGAGGAGGAGGCGACGGACUCUGUUCUGAAGAUUCGGGUCGAUCAGUCGUGGAAUGUACGGGUCCUCUGGGAGGGGCGCGUGAAGGAACUGCUGGUGAGUGCUGGGGUAGGAUUGGGGCCGAGUUCGUUCUCGUCUUCUUCGUGGGCGACUGCUGCGGCUGGAUCGGGGCAGAGCAGCGGCGGCGGGGGUGUGCCGUCGUAUUGGAGGGGCGUGGGUGUCUCGGUACUUUAUUCUUCUUAAUUUCUAUUCAACUGUUUGGUUUCUUAGAUAAUGGGCGUUGGGUCCGUUGUAUAAGGAAACAAGCUUUUGGCACAAAUGUAUAUAAUUAGUGUUAACUAGAGCGGGAUAGAUGAACUGUCGGAUAAAUUUUCGUGUGAAAACUU
Messenger RNA from Aspergillus pseudonomiae, 1872 nucleotides. RefSeq names its product mitochondrial distribution and morphology protein 10. Gene Ontology annotation, cellular component: SAM complex; ERMES complex. The transcript is spliced from 2 exons. The record is from RefSeq and is a predicted model, not a curated record. Bases 368 to 1729 code for a protein of 453 amino acids. Gene Ontology annotation, biological process: establishment of mitochondrion localization; mitochondrial outer membrane translocase complex assembly; protein insertion into mitochondrial outer membrane. NCBI's taxonomy places the organism in Eukaryota, Fungi, Ascomycota, Eurotiomycetes, Eurotiales, Aspergillaceae.